AUGAGCUAUUCGGAACUGAACUGCGCUGUUUUAAUUUUUAUACAUUUAAAGAUUCUUCGUCAUUCUUUUGGUGGUAAGAGGGUGAAAGCUAAUGAUGUUUAUCAAGAAUAUAUAAAAGACAAAGGCCAUAUUCAUAUGAACUCUACUGUUUGGCAUACUCUUACAGGAUUUGUCGUUUAUUUAGGAAAAUCUGGAAAAUGUAAAAUUGAAGAAAAUGAAAAAGGUUUUUUGAAUUCUGUCCAUUUUUAUCAAAAUUCUUCAGGGUGGUUUAUAACUUAUAUUAACCAAGAAGAAGAAUUGAAGAAGCAAAAAUCGCAACAACGAGCUAAACAAGAGAAGGAUGACGAGGAAAGAAUGAAUGACCAUUUGCAACGACAAAUUGAUAGAGCACGUCAACUGCAGGGCGACAAUGAACCAGAAAAAAGAGAGCCUCAAGAGUUGAUAAGAAAUGAUGAAUCAAAAAUUACCUUCUCAUUGGGUGGAAAGAAACCUUUAAUUGAAACCAAGGCAGCAUUUUCUGCUCUUUGUACUCCAACGAAUGUGCUCAAUGCUAAAUCUUCCUCUAAUUUCAAGGAAAAGACCAUGCAGCCUUCGACUUCCUCAUCGACUUCCUCAUCUGUUCAAACGAACUUACGCGAUAAUAAAGCUAGUCAUAAGAGGAAGUCUGCUUUAGAAGAAAUUAUGGAAGAGGAGGGAGAAGCAAUGCGAAAUAAACGAAACUUGAAAAAAUUCUGGUUAAAUAAAUGA
Molecule: messenger RNA, 747 nt
Organism: Meloidogyne enterolobii
Lineage: Eukaryota; Metazoa; Nematoda; Chromadorea; Rhabditida; Meloidogynidae
Source: the annotation of a GenBank genome assembly